CUUUUUUUCACACAUACCUUUUACACUUGUCAAGUUUUUGAUUUUUGCAUCUUUAAAGCUCUCACCAACUUCUCUGCCUCCACACCACAUAUGAAGAGAAGGGCCAAUUCCUAGCAAACACAUCAAUUCCAAUAUGGGCAACAUAAUUUUGAUGGGGGAUUCCUUUCUCUUUAUCUCUUUCUUCAUUUUCAUGAGCAUAGGACUCACUGAGGCUCAAAAGGCUCCAGCUGUUUACGUGUUUGGAGACUCACUUGUUGAUGUCGGCAACAACAAUUACUUGAGUCUUUCCCUCGAAAGGGCGACUCUUCCUCACUAUGGCAUUGAUUUUCCAACUAAGAAACCGAAUGGGAGAUUUAGCAAUGGCAAGAAUGCUGCAGAUUUAAUAGCUGAAAAAUUGGGCCUACCCACUUCACCACCUUAUCUCUCCUUAGUAUCUAAGAUCAACAAGAAGAAGAACGUAACCUUCUUGGGUGGUGUUAACUUUGCAUCAGGAGGUGCUGGUAUAUUUAAUGGCUUGGAUGUAAAGCAGACAAUACCAUUGACAAAGCAAGUGGACUACUAUUCCCAAGUGCAUCAACAACUUACACAACAAAUAGGAGCAUCUAAUCUUCAGAAUCAUCUCUCAAAAUCCAUCUUCUUUGUUGUAAUUGGCAGCAAUGAUAUCUUUGGUUACUUGGCCUCAAAGGAUCUUCAAAAGAAAAGCACCCCACAACAGUAUGCAGAUUCCAUGAUUUCCUCAUUGAAAGUGCAAUUACAGAGAUUAUACAACAAUGGUGCAAAGAAAUUUGAAAUUACUGGUGUUGGUGCAAUUGGAUGUUGCCCCUCAUUCAGGCUCAAGAACAAAACAGAAUGCGCUUCAGAAGCCAAUUACUUGCCAUUAAAAUAUAAUGAAGGCCUUAAAUCCAUGUUAAAGGAAUGGCAAUUGGACAACAAGGAUAUAAGUUACUCAUACUUUGAUACUUAUGCAUCUGUUCAAGAACUCAUUCAGAAUCCAACUUCUUAUGGAUUUGUGGAUGUGAAAUCUGCAUGUUGUGGAAUUGGUGAGCUGAAUGCCCAAUUUCCAUGUCUACCAAUUUCGAAAAUGUGUUCAAACAGAGAAGACCAUAUUUUCUGGGAUCCAUACCAUCCUACAGAGGCAGCUACUCGCAUCUUUGUGAAUGAAAUUUUCAAUGGAACUCCAAAAUACAUUGCUCCUAUUAAUAUGGAACAGCUGCUAGCUAUCUGAAUUGGCAAAUCAGUUGGUUACUCCUUUGUAAUCACUUUUUCUUUUUGUAGGGUUACUUGUUGUCAAAGAACAAUAGAAUAAAAGAAACAAAAAUAUUGGCUAAAUCAUGCAAAGUGAUAAAGAAUGUCGCAUGGCCGGAAAAAUCAGCUUAAACAUGUUAUUUUAACCUAAAAAAUAAAAAAUUUUGUUAACUUCCACUCUUUAAAAUUGAGUUUAAGUAUAUACAAAUAAAAAUUUAAAAAAAAAAAUACACAAUUAUUAUAUUAAAAUUAUAAAAAUAUAUUUUAAUCAAAUUUUAUUAUUAUUAACUGUUUAUUCUCGAUCAUAAAAAUUGAUGUUAACAAAAU
Abrus precatorius (Indian licorice) is the source of this 1572-nucleotide messenger RNA. RefSeq names its product GDSL esterase/lipase At5g55050-like. The transcript is spliced from 5 exons. The record is from RefSeq and is a predicted model, not a curated record. Lineage: Eukaryota; Viridiplantae; Streptophyta; Magnoliopsida; Fabales; Fabaceae. Gene Ontology annotation, molecular function: hydrolase activity, acting on ester bonds. Bases 134 to 1225 code for a protein of 363 amino acids.